Molecule: messenger RNA, 1422 nt
Organism: Arachis duranensis
Lineage: Eukaryota; Viridiplantae; Streptophyta; Magnoliopsida; Fabales; Fabaceae
Product: F-box/LRR-repeat protein At3g59200-like
Exons: 4
Coding region: 1-1239 (412 amino acids)
Molecular function (GO): protein binding
Source: RefSeq, a predicted model, not a curated record
AUGAAGAUGGAUAGGAUCAGUUUGUUACCGAACUCUAUCCUUUGCGACAUUCUCUCAUACCUCCCAACAAAAGAAGCUGUAUCCACCAGCAUCCUCUCUAGCAGGUGGCGCCAUGUUUGGAAGGAACUCCAAGUCCUUGACAUAGAUGAUACAACCUCUCGGCCCGGUCUGGGAUGGGAAGCUCGAUUUGCUUCAUACGUGAAUGCUAUUCUAGCUCGGCGCAAUGCAGAUUACCCUAUCCAAAAGUUUCGCCUCACUUGUUAUGAAUAUUCAGAAAGAAGUCUAACCAUCUUAACAUGGCUUGAUGCCGUUAAUGGGCCCUAUCUCCAAGAACUGUAUCUCUGCCUUGAAGUAGCGUGUGAAAUCGACUUGCCUGAAGCCAUACUCACUUCUCCAUCACUCAAGUCCCUUGUUUUGAAACAUGGUGAAUAUUUCGAUUGUUAUGAAAAGUUUCCAAAUGUUUAUCUGCCAUCUCUCAAGAACUUAGAGUUAGAUGGCUGUGUGGACCCCAGCAAACUUUUAUCUGGCUCCCCUGUUCUUGAAAAUCUUAUGCUCAUUGUACCGAACAAAGACUAUGGUUGUUAUGUUUAUAUACCUACAAUCCAGAUGCCUCGCACAUUGAAAAGGUUAAUCUUUGAAGAUAACAGUACCGAGGAUAAUAACAUUAGCCAUCGUGUGAUAGAUACGCCAUCUCUUGAAUACCUCUAUAUGAAAAUAAUCGCCAAAUCUAAGCUACAGGUUUCGUUUAGCGAUUUCCCUAACAUGGUAGAGGCACAUCUUCAUAUUCAUCAUGGUCGUGUUGAGCAUGUCCUUUGGGUGCCCAAGCUUCUCGUGGCACUCCGCGAAACAAAAUUGUUGGCAUUGAAACAUUGCGCAACAGAGUGCUUAUUUAAUGGUGUAACUUUCGAGUUUCCGGAAUUUCCCCGUUUGCUCAAUCUAGAGCUUGAUGUUGCAUGUUUCAACACAGACUUCCUGCUAAACUUCCUUCAUAAUUGUCAUGUACUUGAAGAUCUCGUGGUUCAUGUUUUGAAGAGUGUUGUGUAUUGUGAACUAUAUUUUCAUCGGAGUCAGUUUUAUGUGCCAGCACCACCAACAAUGGUUUCGAAUUGUGUGACAUCACAUCUCAAGAGUUUUGAGUUUAGAGAAUAUGAGAACUCCGCAGAUGAGCGUGAAUUUAUUGAAUAUCUUUUACAAAGAGGACUUGUUUUGAAGAGAGUCACAAUUCAUCUUUAUUAUUAGUUAGACCAAGAGACAAAGUACGAUAUUGUCAAAGAAUUAUCUGCUAUACCAAGGGGCUCUACAACAUGUCAGCUAAAUUUUAUUGACCAAAAACCUGUUGAACAUGAUUGAUGGAAGUUAAAAACUCUACGAUAUGGUCAACUGCAAAACCAUUUUGGAUGCAUGACUCGGAUAUGAAUCAUG